This is a messenger RNA of Punica granatum (pomegranate), 1342 nucleotides long. NCBI's taxonomy places the organism in Eukaryota, Viridiplantae, Streptophyta, Magnoliopsida, Myrtales, Lythraceae. The record is from RefSeq and is a predicted model, not a curated record.
GAGCUUAGCUAAGUGGAGAUUCUGACGAGCGUGAGCUUCAGAGACAUCAUCAGUCUUCAAUGGCGGACGGAGGAGGAGGGCUUUCCCCUUCGUCUGGUCUCCACUUGGUCUCCGCCUUUCUUGCGAUGGAACCCUCAGACACUUUACUGUCAUACGCCAGAUUUUGCGGGGGAGGGUCGAUCACGGAGAGCGUCCAGAGGUUCAUUUGGAAUCAUUGUGUAAGGGAAGCUGUUGGAAAAUGUCAUGCCUCAUAUUUGAAGAACUUCCUAAAGAAGCUUAUACGUGAGAUUGAAUCAAACCAUGAUGUUGUCUUGGAUGAAUUUUACAAAUUGUUGACUGAUUAUCUUACUUCAAAGGAGGGGAAUUCAAUUAAUGGAAAUGCGAGGGCUUUGAAGUACAUCUCCUUUCUCUUUCCAGAAGGUUGUUGUCACCUCCAAAGCUGCCCAAUGACUAGGAAACUGGUGGUUCCUCUGCAUUGUUCUCUGAACAUGCUUGAAGGAGACACGGGGUGCUCAAUUUGGCCGUCCAGUCUAUUUUUGUCGGAACUCAUACUUUCUUAUCCACAACUAUUUUCUAAGAAAUCAUGUUUUGAGGUAGGCUCAGGGGUUGGCUUAGUCGGCAUCUGUCUAGCGCACAUUAAAGCAAACAAGGUGAUAUUAAGUGAUGGGGACUUGUCUACUUUGGCCAACAUGAAGCUUAAUUUGAAGUUGAAUAACUUGACCCUUGAUAAUGAUCAGGAGUCAGAACCUCUCGAGUCUCCAAGCCCAGUAAAAUGCAUGUUCUUGCCUUGGGAAUCUGCAUCAGAAACCGAGCUCCUCGCCUUGAAGCCUGAUAUUAUCUUAGGUGCUGAUAUUAUUUACGACCCGUCAUGCCUUCCUGAUCUAGUUCGUGUAUUAUCCACUCUUCUGCACGGGGAGAAGCUGCCACCUCUCUGUAAUGACAGGAGUGGUGGCAGGGAGCAUCCCGUGGCUUAUAUCGCUUCAGUGAUCAGAAAUGUCAACACUUUCAACCAAUUUGUUGGUCUAGUGGAGAAGGCGAAUCUUGUGAUCGAGGACCUCACGCAGAGUCUCCAGCCUUCCAACUUUCUUCCGUUCAUGCAAUCUUAUGAUCGGUCAAGCAUACAGCUCUUUCUGCUUUCAGUGAAGUGAAAUGAACUGGCUCCCUUGUGCUUCUUUCUCGAACUUAUUAUACCUCUGUGUACUGGAACAGAUAGUAGUUUGCAAGUGAUAAUUCUCGCGCAAAUCAUUCUACAUCGAAAGACCUGAGGGUGCCAUACCAUUAGAUUUUUUUGGUAAGGUAAUAUGCAGAUACUGAACGAAAAAUGCAGCCCUUGUUUGUUCAA